This is a messenger RNA of Megalops cyprinoides (Indo-Pacific tarpon), 2121 nucleotides long. Its product is annotated as src-like-adapter. Bases 108 to 953 code for a protein of 281 amino acids. NCBI's taxonomy places the organism in Eukaryota, Metazoa, Chordata, Actinopteri, Elopiformes, Megalopidae. Gene Ontology annotation, molecular function: protein binding. The transcript is spliced from 8 exons. The record is from RefSeq and is a predicted model, not a curated record.
GGGGGAACAGCUGUUUCUGCCAUAGCUGAUGCUGCUGGAGGGAACAUCUCAAUGUGCUCUUCCUGAAGGCCCCAGUGGAUCAUUGGUUGUGUAGAGCUCACUGAUGCAUGAUGGGUAACACCAGGACAAGUCCAGUGUGUGAGAAUGGAAAUGGCACGGACUUCUCUGACCCCUUGAUGAAAGUGACAGACAGUGAAAUCCUUGUUGUGCUGCAUGACUACCCCUCGCCGGACAUAAGUCAGCCCAUCUUCAGGAUGGGAGAGAAGCUGAGAGUUAUGUCUGAAGAGGGAUGCUGGUGGAGAGUCAAAUCUGUUAUAACAGGCAGGGAAAACUACAUUCCGAACAACCACGUUGCUAAAGUAUACCAUGGAUGGUUGUUCGAGGGAGUGGUCAGACAGAAGGCUGAGGAGCUACUCCAUCUCCCAGGAAACAGAAUUGGGUCUUUUAUGAUAAGAGAAAGCACAAGAGAAAAAGGUGUUUACUCCCUAUCAGUCAGACACAGAUCAAUAACGCAUUAUCGCAUCUUCCGACUCCCGAACAACUGGUACUACAUCUCCCCUCGACUCACCUUCCAGUGCCUGGAGGACCUCGUCAACCACUACUCCGAUUCUGCAGAUGGACUCUGCUGUGUCCUCACUGCUCCCUGCUUGGCCCUCGCAGCCAGUAACCUCAACCUCACUAGCCAGGCGCCCCCGGUGGUGAUGCGCCGAAACUUUGACUGGGAGAAUGUCCAGAGCUCAGAGCUGCUUAACCAGGGCUCCCAGUGCUUCCCAGAGAACAAGGAUUCUGUGAUAAGCUUUGGAGUACGGAACAGCAUCGCCUCCUAUCUGUCACUCGCGGGAUUUCAGGAGACCAGAGAAAAGAGCUUCCGCAAGAAGAAGAGAAAGUCCUUCUAUGCUUUUCCGGACCGUCAUCAGAGCCGCAUGGCCACAGAGGAGGACAACUACGAGUAGCAAACUCUAACCUCUCUCCGAUUUCAGAAAAUGGACCGGUUCUCUAUUCCAAAGACAUCACCUUUGGUUUAACCCAUUUAAGUCAAUCCACACUGAUGUUUUAACUGCAUCUGAUUCAACAUCUGGGAAGUCUGCACUGCAUUCUCUGCUUGAAAUGGCAGUACUUUAGAUUAAAAUAAUGAUGUGUAGUGACUUAAAAUUUUGUGAACAGAAUUAAUGAUAAAGGCCCAUCUGAGCCCCUUGCUGCUUGUUGCAUCCCAAUUCAGCAACAUUCAGACACCUCAAUUCCAUAUCAAUUUUCACUUUGUGAUUAUUAUUAUUAUUUCACACAAAUCACCUACAUCACAUUGCAAGGCCAUGCAGAGGUAAUGUCUAUUUGCAAUGUCAUGCAAGUAUCUGUGCUGUCAUUGUAGCAGAAAUUGUCCUUCACACUCAUCAAAGGUGACCAAUAUUGUUGUAAUAUAAACAUGAUUUCCUUAUCUGUCCUCAACUGGCUGUUCACUGAAACAAUUCAGGUUAAGUGCUGUGGUCAAGGGUACAACAGUAAAGGCUCACCUGAGAUUUGAACAUGCAACCCCCUGGUUUCUUGUUCAAUUCCUUAACCAUUGUACUGCACGCCUCACACCCCCCUAUAUUAUCUGCACAUUGGGAAAUGACAGCUCAUGCUUUUGUUCUCCUGGCAUUAAAGGGUGAUCUGACACCUACGGAAAUCAUCGCCAAUAUGAUGUAGUGGUUUUACACAUGUUUGAUUCCCAAUAGGCACUCCAAUUGUACCCUUGAGAAAGGUACUUGACCUGAGCUGCACCGACUGUAUUCAUGGGAACAGCUAUGUAACUAUGCAAAUAAUGCACCAUGACUUAUUUGUGGAUCAGUACUGUGCAGAUACAGCUACGCUCUGUAUAGUGCAGUAUGAGGAUUGGUUGUUAAAUGGACUCAGUAAAAAGGAUGAGCCAUCCAGAUCACGUGAAGAUCAAAGAAUCUGCAUUGCAUCUGCAUAACACUGACUGAAGCUUUAAUUCCCAGCUCCACGAGAGGAUCAUGUCCAACAGUAACCUUUGACCCCAAGGCUCAAGCGGUCGAUUCUCUUACCAUGAACAGAGCUCGGUGAAAGAGGCCAGAUGCUCCCGCGGAAAGGAGGUGCAGACUGGCUGCGUCAGCCCCACCCCGC